AUGCUAAGUGCAGAAAGUGAUGAAAUAAAAAAGGCAUAUAAAGAAUUAGUAAAUAUGACACCAGCUCCAAUGAAUACAAUGCUGGAAAAGCAGCCAAGAAAUGAGGCUAUAAAGAUGAUUGAACACAAGGGAAUGGUUGUUGCCAACAUUCCACCUACUGCAG
Messenger RNA from Paramuricea clavata, 163 nucleotides. Lineage: Eukaryota; Metazoa; Cnidaria; Anthozoa; Malacalcyonacea; Plexauridae. The record is from the annotation of a GenBank genome assembly.